CUACCCUUGUUCAACUAGUGUAUAACGAUAAGAGGGUCAGACGAUAUUUCCAUCUAAGGAUGUGGAUCUGCGUGUCGAACGCAUUCGACGCGAGAAGGAUCACGAAGGAGGUUGUGGAAUCCGCUUCGUUUGGGAGACAUUGUGAGACGUCGAACUGGGACAUGCUCCAGAGGAGUCUUAAGGAGAAGCUAAUGUUGAAAAAGUUUCUACUCGUCCUAGAUGAUGUGUGGAGUGAUGACCAAGUUCAAUGGGAGAAUCUGCUGGCACCUUUAGCGGAAAAGAUGCAAGGCAGUAAGAUUGUUGUAACAACGCGAAACAGCAGCGUUGCCAGGAUAAAGGGAAUGAUGUCUCCCUAUAUCUUGGACGGAUUGUCGGAGGAAGAUUCUUUGUCCUUGUUUACACACCAUGCUUUUAUGGGUAAGGAAACCAAGGGCAUCCGCGUAAUAGAAGAAAUGCGUAAGAAGAUAGUAGAGAAGUUGAACGGGUCGCCUUUAGCGGCCAAGACACUCGGCCGACUCUGUAACUCAAAAUUAGGAAAGAACGACUGGAAGGAUUUCUUGAAAACCGAAAUAUGGCAAAUGCAACAAAAUGACUCUGAUAUAAUGCCCAUUCUAAAACUAACUUACAAUCACCUACCUGCACAUCUGAAGCAGUGUUUUGCCUUUUGUUCUGUAUUUCCAAAGGAGUAUGAUUUCGAUAAGGAGGACCUAGUCAGAAUGUGGAUGGGCCAGGGUUUCAUUCAAUCGGGAGAUAAGAAAAGAGUCGAAGAUAUCGGAAAUGAAUAUUUUGAUCACUUAAUCAGCAUGGGAAUCUUUCUACGUAAACAGGACAAAUACGUAAUGCCUGCCCUGAUGAAUGAUCUGGCACGAUUUGUCUCUAUGGAUGAAUGUAGCAGAAUAGAAUCCUCUGGUGAAUUAUCAGGACUUUCUCAAAGUCCUCGCCAUUUGUCACUGAUUUUUCGUUGUCUGGACAAAUCGGCACAAAACUAUUUAGAGAAUCUGACAAGCAUGCGCACUUUAAUAUUCUUAGAUACUUAUGAAACUGUGUUGGAUGAUACUCUUGGGAAUUUGUUCAAGAGCUUAACAUCCUUGCGGGUUUUAGAUUUAAGGAACAAGAAAAUAAAAAUGUUGCCACAAUGCAUUAGCAAUUUAAAACAUCUCCGCUACCUUAAUCUUUCUAAUAAUCCGCUGGAGGAUUUGCCUCCCUCAUUGUGUGAACUGCAGAAUCUUCAAACACUGGUGCUGUUGCAAUGUGAAUCGCUGAAGAACCUGCCAGAAGGUAUCUGCAAAUUAACAAACUUAAGGCAUCUUAAGAUUGAUAGAUCACUACCCUCUUUCACCAGAAAAGGUCGACAAACAAAAGUAGCAGGUAUUGGAAGCUUAACUUUGCUUCAGGAGCUAGAAAAAUUCGAUUGCACGGACCAUAGGAUUGGGGAGCUGAAGGAAAUGAAUGAGCUACGAGGAUGCCUUUCUAUUCGAGGUCUUGAGAACGUCGAGAGUGAGACUGAGGCCAGCAAAGCGAUGUUAGCGAACAAGCGUCGCCUUGAUAUCUUGAAACUGAAAUGGUCCAGAAUGGAUAUUGUUUCUGCAAGCUCAGAACUAGAUCUGAGAGUGCUUGAAAAACUCCAACCUCAUCCAAAUAUAAGGAAGCUGACAAUUGCACGAUACAGGGGUAUCAAUACUCCAUGCUGGAUUAACAAGGCGAUGCCCUCAAAUUUAAAAGUUAUUAAGCUACAUGAUUGUCCAUAUUUGAAACAACUUCCAAGCCUCGGCCAUCUCUUCUUUCUUGAGAAACUAGAGAUAUGCAGGAUGUAUGGUGUGACAAAGGUUGACUACGAGUUCUAUGGAAACACCAAAGAAGUGAAGUUCCCGUCACUGAGGAAGCUGUCUUUCUGUCACAUGCCAAAGUGGAAGGAGUGGUCGGCAAGAAAGGAAGAUCAAUCUUUCCCUUGCCUGAUUGAGCUAUUUAUGAAGAACUGCCCCAAUUUGGAGACAAGGCCUUCCUUUCCCCCUGAAGUGAGGAUAAUUGAAGUUUGUGGGACUCGAUCUGCAAGGUCUUAAAACAAUUAGUGGCGACUAAAGCUAAGAUGGCACGUCAGAGAGCACAGCUACCGACUCGUUGCAUCCUCCUUGUUCUUGCUGCCUCUUGUACAUUUUUUAGUGCUCGGAGUUGAUGAUGCAACAAGAAAGGUUUUCGCAGCCGCACUUUCCGAAUUAGAUAAGGACUUUAACCAUCAGCAGAUGUUCCAAGCUUUCCAAUCCCCGACCUAUAGAGUGUUUCUAAGCCUUCACCUCAGCUACUGCUAUGAAUUCUGCCUUGCAGAGGAGAGCAGAAUUCGUUCAUCCCUUAAAGAUAUCGAGAUUACAUAUUGUCCGCAUGUUAUGAAUCAGUCGCUACACAUUUCACUGCAGCAGUAGGUAAAAACAUCAGCACAAUUGGCCUCCAUAUUAGAGAUUGAGUAUAACGACUUAAGUUUGUUCUUUUCGAAAAUUCUGCCUCAUCUGACCCAGUUUUAUGCACUGAAUUUUGGCUACCGUGAUGAACCCCCUUCAUUUCCUUCCUCUUUUGGUAUCUCCUUGAGUACAAAAUCAGCCGUGAUGAUAACUCCCAGCGAAGCUUAGAUAUAAGAAUCGGAAGAGCUCAUUUGCCAAGCUCCAUCGAAAAUGUAUCAAAAUGGCUGCUAUGUCUCACAUCUCUGCAAUCAUUGACAAUCUCUGGUGCUGUAGAACAGUAGAAGUGGAUUUCUUACUGAAAAAUCUAAUAGUGCUUAAGAAUCUCAUCAAAAAGGACUGUGAAAGCUGUUUUGAUUUUACAGUCGCUCACCUCGCUCGAAAGCUUGACUGUUGAAAACUGCCCAGACUUAGGGGAUUGUGUUGUUUUCUUAUCGCUGGAGGAGUUAUAUAUCGACAGGUGUCCCUCAAUGGUAUCUGGUGUCAGGAAGUGGUCAGCAAACAAGAUUACACACAUUGAGAAGAGAGCAAUAUUGUGACAAAGCAAGCAUGAUUCAGUUGAUAAAUCCUCACUGGAGUUUGAGCGACCGUAAAAUGCAGGAAACACAGUAAUUCCUUGAUUCUGUUGAAGAUAAAAAUCAAGAUGAUCAGCAAUUAGUCGUGUAACUUCUUCAAGCUGAAACUCAAGUUGGAAAAGUGUUGGAUGGAUGUUAAAUCUGAGAUUUAUUCUUCCAACAAUGGAUACUUGACUGAAUGUCCCAGCUCUUUCCAUUGUCUACUCAAUAUCGUACAACACGCAAGCUAUUCAUUUCUUUUAUCUUGUAAUCAUCCUUAAGAGGGGGUGUUGCAAGAAUGUGCAAGAAAGCUUGAAAUGAAUCAGCUGAACAAUUACGUCCAUGUAAAGUAAUCCUUAGAAGCUGGAUUCAUGAUAAUGUAUUCUUUGUUGAUUGUCCUACCUCCGAUUCAUUCCAUCAGCAAGACAACAACUAAUUCUGGAGGUGAUUAUGUAGGAUUUUGCUGCAUAUGCUGCAUGAAGGUUUUGCAAUUGACUCGCAUUGUUCCCCAUCAUGUAGUUGUUUGUGUUUGUAAGCUUUACCAUCUGUAUCUUAGCAUUGAAUUCUGCUGUAUAUAGAGAAUUGACUUAGAUUGAA
This is a messenger RNA of Ananas comosus (pineapple), 3601 nucleotides long. Its product is annotated as putative disease resistance RPP13-like protein 1. Gene Ontology annotation, biological process: defense response to other organism. The transcript is spliced from 2 exons. The record is from RefSeq and is a predicted model, not a curated record. Lineage: Eukaryota; Viridiplantae; Streptophyta; Magnoliopsida; Poales; Bromeliaceae. Gene Ontology annotation, molecular function: protein binding; ADP binding. The coding region runs from base 60 to 2060 and encodes 666 amino acids.